This is a messenger RNA of Anopheles funestus (African malaria mosquito), 9596 nucleotides long. RefSeq names its product zinc finger protein 260-like. The record is from RefSeq and is a predicted model, not a curated record. Gene Ontology annotation, cellular component: nucleus. The transcript is spliced from 16 exons. The coding region runs from base 897 to 3155 and encodes 752 amino acids. NCBI's taxonomy places the organism in Eukaryota, Metazoa, Arthropoda, Insecta, Diptera, Culicidae.
UUUACCACUACAGCUACCGUUCAGCGACGUCGGCGACAAGUUUCGGAAAGCGGCAGCAGCGGCGACCACGACGUUGAGAGCUAAACGUGAAGAAGAAAAGAAGCACACGCACAGGCAGUGGCACAAGAGUCUCUCGUUUUUCCUUGUUGGUGUCUCGGUUUUUGGGUUUUUCAGUUUUUCUGUUCCAAAACCACUUCCCAGCGGGAAGUAAAAAAAAUCUUCUUUUCAUCCAAACACAACGAGUUGCCAUUUACGCGUCAGGAUAAGAGAAGCGGCGCUCCGCGUUCCAUCUACAUCCAGCUCCCUGUGUCGCUACCCGGCGCUUUGCAGGAAUACGCUUUUUACCUACCCCCGGGACGGGUGUGACGGGACCAUAAGACGAGAGACCACCACCACCACCACCAGCAAGAAACGAUCAGCUUUCCCUUAAAGCCAGUGUGUGGCAAACGCGGUGCAGGAACCAGUGCAAGAAAUUACGGAAGGAGCGAUUUCCCCGUAGAUAAGGUGGACAUUAUCGGAGUGGACCCACCGCCACCACUUUUACAUAGAGUAGCAGGUGUAUAGUCAUAAUAUCAAGGAGUCAAAUCAGCUACAUGUUUCAUGGUGUAUGAGCGAGGUGUGCGUUGAGAAAGGACGCAAUAGUUUCACACACGCACGCACGCACACACUCGAUCGGCGAGACGGCGGAACAGCAUCAGCAGCGCGCUUCCGGAUCAGCCUUGUGUCGCGUGUGCUGCUGCAGAGCGAGUGUGUCGGUUAUACGUGGAGGGUUGUGCGUCGCCGUCCCGUUCAGUCGUGCUCUCCAGUGCUCUACGGCCGGUGGCCAGCACCUGUGAUAUUGCCCUUACUGUCCUUACGGCGGCAACCUGGAGCAGUCGCAGGAGCAGUGUAAAACCAUGUUCUAUCCGCUGCAAACCCAAUUCGAUGAUGGUGUAAUCGAGCUAACUCGUUCCGAAAUGCUACAGCAGGAUCCGCUAGCAGACAAUAAGCAUUUCGUGGUAUCGCUGUCCCUGGGCAAUACGCUAAUCAAUCUCAACAAAAUCAAGUGUCCACAAUGCCGGAAGCGUUUUGAUACGAUGGAAGAGAUGGAACAGCACCGGACCAAACAUUUGACGGAGAACAAGUUUAAAUGCGAGAUUUGUAGUAAAGAAUUUCCCAGCCAUAGUUCCAUGUGGAAGCACACCAAGGCGCACACCGGUGAACGUCCUUUCGUGUGUCAGAUAUGCAACAAAGGCUUCACUCAGCUGGCCAACCUUCAGCGACAUGAUCUCGUCCACAAUGGACUAAAGCCGUUCAAGUGUCCAAUUUGUGAAAAAUGUUUCACGCAGCAAGCUAACAUGCUAAAACAUCAACUCCUACAUACCGGACUUAAACCAUACAAAUGUCCCGUGUGCGAGAAAGCAUUUUCGCAACAUGCAAACAUGGUCAAACAUCAAAUGCUUCAUACAGGUUUGAAGCCUUACAAGUGUCCCGUUUGCGAAAAAGCAUUUACGCAACACGCCAACAUGAUCAAGCAUCAAAUGUUACAUACCGGUCUUAAACCAUACAAAUGUCCUGUUUGUGAGAAGGCCUUCACUCAACAGGCUAACAUGGUGAAACAUCAAAUGUUGCACACCGGCGUAAAACCGUACAAAUGUUCCACUUGUGGAAAGGCAUUUGCUCAGCAGGCCAACAUGGUUAAACACGAGAUGCUUCAUACCGGUAUUAAACCGUACAAGUGUCCCACCUGUGACAAAGCAUUUGCCCAGCAAGCAAACAUGAUGAAACAUCAAAUGUUGCAUACGGGCCUAAAACCGUACAAGUGUGGUACAUGUGACAAAGCGUUUGCCCAGCAGGCCAAUAUGGUCAAACAUCAGAUGCUCCAUACCGGUAUAAAACCGUACAAAUGCAAUACCUGUGGCAAGGCAUUCGCACAGCAGGCCAACAUGGUUAAACACGAGAUGCUUCAUACCGGAAUAAAACCUUACAAAUGUUCGGUUUGCGAUAAAGCCUUUGCCCAGCAGGCCAACAUGGUUAAACAUCAGAUGCUCCACAGCGGAAUCAAACCGUACAAAUGUCCAACUUGCGAUAAAGCAUUUGCUCAACAGGCAAACAUGGUUAAGCAUCAGAUGCUCCAUACGGGGGAAAAACCAUUCAAAUGCAAAAGCUGUGAUAAGGCUUUCUCACAAAAUGCCAAUCUGAAAAAGCACGAAAUGGUACAUCUCGGCAUACGGCCACACACCUGCCCGCUGUGUCCGAAGUCCUAUUCGCAGUAUUCAAAUUUGAAGAAACAUUUGCUGAGCCAUCAGAAGCAAGCGAUUAAGCAGGAGCAACAAAACGGUCAGGUGAUGGCCAUUCUCUACAGCUGCCAGACGUGCAAGAUGCAGUUUGAGGAUAUCAUCGAGUUUGAGCGCCACACCAGACACUGUGGCAUUAACAGCGUACAGCAACACAGUGUCAAAUUGGAAAACAUUAAGAGCGAGGUAGACAUCGACGGUAGCUCGAAUUCGGGUAUGCAGCAACAUAUUUCCACCACCAAUGGCGGUGCAGCAAAUGGUGGAAACGGUAUCAGUGUUAGUCAAUCGCAACCACCAACUCCGAUGCAUAUUCCGUCAGCCAUCCUUACCUCAGUCAUCUCUUCGUCGGUUGGUUCUAACGUAACCCCGCACAACCUAGCACCCACGGCCCAUUCGCAUCACGGGCAUGUGACAACAAACGGAAUACUAUCCGGUAUUCCGACCGGCCAUCCACACGCUCAACAACAACACUCCCCACCAAGUGUCGGUCUUCCUCAGCAUCCUUCCGCUCACGCACAACAACAGCAGCAGCAACAGCAGCAACAACAGCAGCAACAGCAGCAGCAACAACAACAGGCACACCAGCAGCAACAACAGCAGGGACAUCCACAACAGCAGCAACUUUCACCACUCAGUAGCCACCAGCAGCAUCUAAUACUGCAGCAGCAGCACAACCUUCCGAUCCAUCUACAGCAGCAGCUAUCGCACCAUCUGAUUAGUUCACACCUGCCUCAUCCGCAGGAUCACGGUGCGUCCGGCGACCUUCACCAUCAGGUGAACUUCCACCAUCCGCACAUCUCGCACCUGCCGAACAUAUCGCACAAGAUCCUUUCACCGCUGUUUCACAUUCCGCCGUUCAACAACAAUCACAGCACAUAAUGGAACGCUUGCAAGGGACCCACGAUACGGCCGCCGUCGGCGUCGGUUGUCGUUGAUUCGGCAACCACCCCUGCGCCGGCCGGUGUGUCCCUUCUACCGAGCUCGUCGAUGAUGCUACCAUUUGUCGUGAAAGCGGAAAAGCCGGACGAAGAGAACGGUGGUGUUGGUGGUGAAGCUGUUUGCGGUAAGUAAACUGUCUGCAUUCGAUUUUCAAUACUAUCCGUAAGGGAAAAGGUCACUCGCGGAGCAUGGCCUCGAUAUAGUUGCUCGAGAGAAGGGUUUUUGGCAGCUCAGUGUGGUAACUCGCUUCAGAAUAACAUAGAUAUGUAACACUGAGAAACUGUACAAGCGAAUUUCACGCUGUAUUAUAUCUUCUCUGCCCAGUUUGUUUGUCAGCGUUACAAAUCAAUAUUUUGAGGAAUUAAUUGUUCUGGAUAGAGUUACCGUAGGAAAACACACACACGUAAGGAAAGCAUAAAUUGCCGAUACAAUAGGAGCGGGACUCCAAGAGAAGACGUUCUUUAAUACUCAGGAGGAAAUCAAGGAGGGACAAACGGAAACUAGUGAGGAAGGAUACCCGUGGGCCCCUCUCACUUUCCGCAUUCCAUCAGAUUAUUGAUGGUAAUGAUGUGCUGUUUUAAUUUUAUACAUCAUCGUUAUUAGUUAACAAUUGUAAUUUACCAUAUUAUUCAUGGUAAUGUUUUAGAGAUAGGUUUCUUUUGCCGUGCGCUGUCGUAGCAUGCAAAAUUAUUUUACUAAGUCACGAACCUCGUAUGAUCAGAACGCGUACCAAUACGCGUAGGGUUGGAAAGAAUGAAAUGGAAUCUAAAUCCAACACUCUUAAUAUUGUGGAGCAACAAAAUGAAAUCGGCUUUUGAAGGAUAUGUAUACAUAUGCGCACAUGGACACACACAUAUAUAUAUUAGCUAACGUAGUAUCGUGUAAUAUAGUCAUACAACAGAAAAUUGCAGCAGUUAAGGUUCCGGAAUGUCGAAUUGUGUGUAUAGUUUUAAAACAUGCUUUUUAAACUUGCAUGUUACGCUUUUCUCUCUGGCUCCCGUAGAUGUGUGUGUGUGUGUUUGUAUUUUGUAAGAGCACACCAAGGACUGUGGUGGCGGUGGUCCCAAACCGUGAAUUACAAAUAAGUAGCAAGUAGUUUUGACGCCAUAGACGCGUAACAGUGAUAUAAAGGAUGCGAGUAGAUGGGAGGUCUUCAAUACGAUGGAAAGACUGCACAAGCGUUCGUUAAUAAGAGACCAGAUAGACAGGAGAAAAGAAGCAGAGAAAGAGAGGUAGAGAGAGAGAUUAGAGACGAAAUAUGAAACAAAAAGUGUGAUAGAACCUGAUGUUGUGUGUGUGUGUGUGAAGGAUGUUCGCUAAAAAGAUCUGCAGAUCAGUAGUGAGGUGUGCCACAGUUUUUAAACAAUGUUUUUCGCCCUUUUCAUUCGUUCUACUCUCAACAUCAUUAUAUCAUCCUCUCAGGGUGGAGCUGUAAAAUUUAUGAAACGAAUUUAGGUUCGAAAAAUAGGAGAAAACACAUUCAAGCAAGAUACAAUAUUUUAUGUACUACGACUGAGAGGAUGUCGUACAACAGUUGUGAUAUAUAUUACCAUAUGAAAUGUGAACAUAUUUUUACCUCGGCCUAGAAUCAGCCACCUUACGAUCGUUUCGUUGGAACUGGUUAACAAAAUUAUUUUCUCUUGCUUUACGAAUCCAUAUCCGUUGUAUUUGGUUGAAUGGCAAAUUAGAGAGAAGAAUGGAUUGUUAUGGUGAUGCAACGUGUGCAUACGUUGAGGAGCAGCUAACUACUAGCUCAAAGGAAGACUUAAUACAAGAAAGAUAUGUGUGAUAACAUUAGUUGGCCUAGGGGUUGAUAAUGAUAAGCAUCUGAUUUUGCUGUAGUGCAAAGCUAGCUAGCUACUCAACCAGCGAAGGGCAAAAAAUUCGGUUCUCAAGACAUGCAUUCUGCAUUAUACGGAACCUCGUAAAUACCAAUUGUCAGCUUGAUGAGUAGGAGCAACAUGCCGAUUAAUGCUGAUGCACAUUUACAAUAAUUAUUAGGAAAACCUUUGCAGUUGAUAUCUGUUUUACUCCCGUGUUUAUUGUGGUGAUUUUUUCUGGGAGUAUCUAUUGGUCGCUUUGCGUGUUACGAAUACCUAUUAAAAGUCAACACUUUUGUGGUGUUGUGGGUGUUCCACAUUUGUCAUCCUUUUCGCCAUUAUUGGCAUCUCCUCAAUGAUGCUAGUCUCGGUUGUUAGUUGGUAGCACUGCGAAGCACAUCGUAUAUGUGAGAAGAAUACACCACCCGAGACAAUGCUACACACGAUUUUGCUUUUGGGGGAGACUGCACGUAUGUAGGAAGAAAUACGAGAGAUAGUGUGCUGCCCUAGUUAGUCGUUAGUGAAAAGAAAACCUCCUCAGCCAAGGCUACGUCCUGUAGGUGUAGCAUGUACAGGAAACAGUGAAACCGAACAAGGCACGCACGCACACGCGCACAUACACACAUGAAACGAACAUACUACUAGGGUAUUGUGUAAUUAGCGGAGAAAACACACUCAGGAGAGCAACAUAAGUUAGAACAUCAAUUUCCGAUGGAACUUGUCAAGCAAAGAUUAAGUCUGUGAACGAGGAGAGCAAUAGCAAGUAGAUUGUAGAUUGUAAAACAUGUUGUAAGAACGUAUGUAGCAACAUAAUGAUAGGAUCAUAUCUUAACGCAGUAGUGUGAUAGUUUCUCGAAACGUACGCCUCUGUCGCACAUGACCAGCUAUAGCGAUCAAAUUGCUUGGUUGUAUGCCUUUGCUUUAACAGUCGGUCCGCAGCCAUUAGAAGAUCGUCGAUGUAUUUGUUUUCUGUUGUAUCGUAUGAUCUUUUCGCUUAAUGUCUUCCAUAGAAUCCAAGCAUAUUUGUAUCUUCCAAGAUGAUGGAAAUGGAGAAUUUAUCCUUAAUGCGGUGUUUAUUACUCCUACAAUCGCUUGUCGUUUGAAAUUAUGUUUUUAUUGUUUUAUAAAAACAGUGCGUGUGGGGCAAAAGAAACAAGAUCUCUUCUUUGGACACAUUACUUGGGUCUAGUGCUUGUGGAACAUCCAUUUUUAUUUUAUUUUUGGCCGCUGCAGCUAACUUUGUAGGCCUUCCUUUGUCUUGGCCUUCCUAGUCUAACGACUGGCUACAUGUGCGCACCUCAGCCGAGAUUUGAAAUCAAACCGAGUGUGUUGUACAAUCACUUGCCAAAUCAACCAAUUUCCCGAAAGAAUAAAAUAUCAUUGCCUAGCGGUUUUAGGAUCUUCUUUCCCGUCUGAGACCAUGAGGAAAUUUAUUAAAAACUUGUAAGUAACUGGUUGUAAGCUUUUUUUGUGUUUUGUGUGUAUUUUCUGAUGCAUCAACUCAGUUUUAUAUGCUGAGAUUUGCACGUGGACUGUGAUAUUCCAUUGGAAAUCUUCUAUUUUAUAUUACUUAGCCAAAAUCAACCAGGUAUAUCAAAGCUAUCAGAUUGUGUUGAAGAUAAUCAAUUGGAGUUUAAUGUCUUCACAUGUACAACUGCAGCGGCAAUCCUUUUCGUACGUCAAUCUUGACUGAGCUUGUUACCUGCAAUGAUCAAUUCUCCCCCGCACAUUAAUAUUUUAAUAAAUGACCUAGGACGCUUAAUUUGUUCGUCAUGUGUCAUCGGAAAAGGCAAUUACAAGAAUUACAACCAAGAAUAAAUGUGUAAAGCUGAUUUUCAUAAAUCAUUAACAAACAAUUGGCAAAAUGAUUAUUGUGAAUCAAUGAAAAUGAAAUAAUUUUCUCACAACUGCUAUGAAUGGGGUUAUGUUUUAAAAGGUCAUGAUGAAUGUAAAAAAAGUAUUUUUUUAAAUCGCAUAGGGUAAAUUCUGUUCUCUUAGCCAUCGCAAGUAUCAACAAGAAGAAUAUUUUCGAUCCAAACCUCCUGGAAGUAGAAUAACAAAUGGUGGAAUAACAUGCGCGCUGUAAAAAUGAAGCCGAAAAAAAAUGUAUGUAUAGUAAGAAAGUAGAGUCAAAUGAAGAAGAACGUUGAAGCAACGCACAUUCCUACACCAUUUGAAAGAGAAAAAAAAGCUGCUAGUGUUUAUUCAACAGCAAGGGAAACAUUUAAGGAGUGCAUGCAGGAAAUUGGACCCUAAUCAAAACUAGUUUUUAACUACAAAUGAAGAAAUGAUCACAAAGAAAAGCAAAACAAAAGCAGAGCAGCAUUACGAUAUAUGACCUUCAAAAUGAUGAGUAGGUUUUUAAAAGUGUCUCCCCCUUAUGCGUUACAUCCUCACCACUCCCGAUACUUUAUCAACCAUGUUCGUUCCCCUGCUAUGUAGAUUGUAUUUGCAAGCUAUUGUAACAAUCAUACUUAGACAUAAAAAAGCUACACUCAAUGUAAAGUAGCUUCAAAAUAGUAAAACAGGAGUAUGAACUACUUGAAAAAGCAUACAAAAAAAAGUAUGAAUAGUGGAAAGACAUAGCAAAGUAACAGACAGUGUAAUAAACAAUGAAAGAGUAAAAUUAACUGUUCUAAACAGAUGCCAGAGGCGGUAAACCAACUUUAAAACUAAUUCAUAAGAAAGCAUUGGUAUGAUAUCGUGCGUGCGAGAAUAGUGCAACAGAUAAAUAGAACAGAUAGGACGUUUUUAAAACAAUAGUUAUGUACGAUAAAUCAUACAUAAACGCGCGAGGGAGAAAACACGACAGUAUGCGACCUUACUAAUUGGGUGUAAAUUACGUGGGCUGUUCCUUCUAUUGAACGUACUGAUUUGUUUCGUUUUUCUCAUGGAGUCGAUAAAAAUCAGGAUUACUUCGAGCCCCUUUGCUUCCAUUUUCCAGAAAGACAGUUAUUUCAUUUUUGCCACAAAUCCCUAACAUCUGUCAACGAAUACAAACAGACUACUGUACUACUACUGCAUGGUUAGUAUACAAUCAAUCGCUCAACAAUUAGUAAGGUCCUUCUGUUCAUAAACACGGUUUGAAUGACAUAAAGAAACCAUUGUUCGUAGUGAGAACAAAAUGCUGAAAAGCAUAAAAAGAUUAAAAAUUAUACAAACAAACAAAGCAAAAUUAGAGACAUGUAGAAUACAAGCCAAGUCCUCUGUAAAGACAGAGCCACAUCAAUCGCGGAAAGAAGAAAUUCAAACACAGAGAACUGUUACUGCUAUUACUAAAAGACCUUCUACUAGCGCUCGGAGAGAGGUGAAAUGCAUGCGCUUUUGUUUAUAUGUGUGCUAUUACUCUUCUUAGUAUCUGUCGCCAAGGUAGCGAAAGCACAGUGGUACACUUUGAUAAGACGAAGGACAUGCUGGUUGAUUUCUCAUUGCGUUCUAGUGUUUGAUGCGUUAACAUCCAAGAUAAGAAGAUAAGAAUACAAGAUUGCACAGCUGCUGCAGUAAAAGUAGUUUAGGUGGUGAUACUGACGACGGACAGGGAUACAAUGAUAGUUUGUGUUAAGAAAUGGAAAUGUGGUUGCAGUGGAAAGAUGUACAGAACGAGGGGUGCGUUUGUUAUGAUUGUUGAAAGAAGAGAAAUGGACAUGCUCUAAAUGUUAGGAAAAACGAAGUUAUAUGGCACACAACACAAACAACUAAGCAACCACACAUACACACGCGGUGGAAAAAAAUGGGAAAGUGAAGCCAAUGAAAAGAAGUUGGUUGAGUUGCGCGCAAAUGUUUCGCAUCCUUAUUCUGUUAGUGUUAAAACUUGCUAUUUACGUUAAUGUUUUGUAAAAACCCAAGCUAUGAAUCGAAACACAACGCCACUUACACUGCACUGCAUAGUUUUACGCGUGUCUUAUGUGAGUGUGUGUGUUGUGUGUGUACGUUCACUGUGCCUGUUCCUCUCCAUGUGUGUGUGUUAGUUAAGGUUAAGUUUGUGACUUAUUACUAUUAUUGGCUUGCGCGAUUAAGAUGCGAUAAGCAACCUGGACAACGUAAAGGAUCCAAUAACCCUCACGUAUUCGCGUUAUUGUAUGAUGAGUUGUUCUACAUUUGAUUUAUUACGCGUGCGCAAAGGGAAUAGCGUAAAGUUCGAAAACGGUCAUAACAUGUUAUCCUCCGUUAAGCUUUCAUUAAUUCCGACCAUCAGGAUGGGAGGUAAACCAGUACGAAUGAUGGAUAUGUGCGUUGCUCUCUGCCACGAUAAUCAAAAUGAUUUCGAUCUGUUUCACACACGUUGAUAACAAACAAACAAAAAACAAAAUUGUAUCCCAGAGUUGCAGAUUUCAGUGAAAUUAUUUUUUCAAUUAAUGCAGAGCGCGUGGGUAGAUUUUUUUUUAGAAUGCAAAAAUACUUUUAUUCAUUACUAUGAGAGCUGUGUGGGGAUGAGAGCCGGUGCCGCCGCGCCUUCCUACUAUUAUUACGAUUAUGAGUUAGACGUUACAUUUACGAGAUGAGAUAAUUUGUAUAGACACAACCAAUCAAUAAUAAAAUGAAAACAAUACCUAUUAGUGAA